AUGAUUCUCUUUGUUUCCUAUCUCAUAGAAAGCAAACGAUACGUAAAGGACUUCAAAAUAAUGUUGGAGAGACAAGACAAUCAAGUGAAGAAUGUCGUUACUUUGUGCAUGAAUACCAUCAAAGAAAUGAAGACUGGCCAACUGUUAUUAGACCAUCAGGAUGGACGAUCUUUGAAUGCCUUAAAUAGAACAUGCAAGCUUCAGAACAAGUUGAAACGAGUUCGAGUGAUAGCCAUAGUGAUGAGGAGGUAUCCACAAGCGGAAAUGUUACUGUGCCAGCAAGGUCAUGGGCUAAUAUGGAUUGGAAAGAAGCGAAAGUCCACAAAAAAAGAAAAUAUGUUGACCCAGAAUUCCCAUUCACCGAGUACUAGCCCUAAAGCUAAAACAAUCGCUGAGCGAAAAUCGUGGAAGUUGUCGCCAGGAAGUAAAAACCGAAAAACCAGUCCAGUCCCCAAGGCGAAAAUAACAUACAAUGUAGCAAGCCAAACGAAUAUCGUAGUAGAUAUACCUAAUAAGGAAAAAAUGGGGAAAGUAAUUAAAGAAUUACAUUCCAAAGUCGAAGUACUGGAAGCGGAAUUUCAAACCAGAGAGCCAGAGACCCUCUCAGUUCCAGACCCACUGGAACAAAUGACUGACUGUGCGAGUGAUGACUACUUCAGACCACAGCAGAGAAGGCGAACCAGUAAGCGAAAAAGGGAUUUUGACAGUCACCACGGACUUCGUAAGGGAAACUAUACAAGAAAUUAG
Danaus chrysippus (African queen) is the source of this 747-nucleotide messenger RNA. The record is from the annotation of a GenBank genome assembly. NCBI's taxonomy places the organism in Eukaryota, Metazoa, Arthropoda, Insecta, Lepidoptera, Nymphalidae.